GGUUGACUUUGGUUAAUUUGAUUAGAGGAAAAUCUUUGAUCAUCAAGUAUGUUAAUUGUGAUCAAGUUUCUAUUCUCAUCUUUUCUUUUAAUUGUUUUCCUAUCGAUCAAUUUAUCAGUUAAAUUGUCAAGUCCAAGUUUAACACAAUUAGUUAAUCAUUCUUCCUUUGUAAGACAAUCAACACCAUUAAUGAAUGGACAAAUUGUCGGUGGCUCAAGAGCAACAAUUAACCAUUUCUCUUAUUUGGUUUCCCUUCAGAAAUCAACACCCAAUGGAUUUAAACAUUAUUGUGCUGGAUCAUUAAUUAGAUCAAAUAUCGUUCUAACUGCGGCUCAUUGUGUUUCCAGAAUCAAAGCAAACAAUUUAAUCUUGGUAACACUUUCAUCUAAAUCAACUAAAUCGUAUCUAUUGAAACACUUUCACCGAGUCUCCAAAAUUGUCAUUCAUUUUAAUUACAAUGAGAAUGGUCAUCAUAAUGAUUUAGCUCUAAUCUUCUUACACAAUCAUCUACCACUGGUCAAACUUGGCCUGACCACAGUUCGACUACCCUAUCAAUCAAUUAAUUAUGUUUAUAUACCAAGUAGAUUGACAGUCAUUGGGUGGGGUGUUAAUUACGGUGCUGGUUAUUUGAGGAAAGCAAAUUUAAAUCGUCAUGAUGAUUAUGAGUGUAAAUUUCACCAUGGAAAUAAGUAUCAUCCAGGAAUGAUCUGUGCCGGUGGUGAUGGAAUCGCUAGUUGUUUCGGGGACUCGGGUGGACCUGCGAUUCUAAGAAAAGGAACCAAAUCAGGUAAGGAUAUUUUAUUUGGAAUCGUUUCUUGGGGAUCGGAAAUUUGUGGUAAUAAACCGACAGUUUUUACCGAUAUUAUUUAUUACCUUCGAUGGAUAAAGUUAAGCAUUGCAAGAGAAAUCAGAUAAUAAUCGAUGAAAUGAAAUCGAACAUUGUAAUUCCAAUUAAUAUAAGAAAUGUUUCGUGGAAAAUUAUCA
Messenger RNA from Panonychus citri (citrus red mite), 984 nucleotides. RefSeq names its product chymotrypsinogen A-like. Gene Ontology annotation, biological process: proteolysis. The coding region runs from base 49 to 915 and encodes 288 amino acids. Gene Ontology annotation, molecular function: serine-type endopeptidase activity. The record is from RefSeq and is a predicted model, not a curated record. The transcript has 2 exons. Lineage: Eukaryota; Metazoa; Arthropoda; Arachnida; Trombidiformes; Tetranychidae.